CUGAGAGCACUCUACAAUACACAUGGGAUCUAUCCCAGUUCACCAGGCUCACCAAGCCUUCCAUCCUUACGGGGUCGGCAAAUUAGUACCAGACUUGUCUGGAAGGAUAACGACACCCGCUCGAUACAUCGGAAUUUAACACAAUUUGAGGUCAUAGAAAUUCGAUUUCUUGUUAAGCUAAACUCUCCAUGUCAUCCAUCACCGGCUUUGGGCCGAUCGGUACCGUCUUCUCAAGAAGCAACGUCACCAUCAGAAACCGCUGGCAAGGAUUUCGUCUUUUUUACGACGGAGCUGGCAAAUCAAGCGGCACUUGAUUUCGAAAAGGAACGCUUCGACAGCCUCCUGGAAUGGCACAUGAAGUUCCGCAAGCGUAAGGAGGCGCAGCUUAUUUCGGAUGAUGCAUCCACAGAGAAAGCCGAUAGCUCACUAAAAAUGGAAAUGAUGACAAAUUCGUCAGCAUUCAGCACGUCUUCUAGCAUUAACGAUGUCGUUGAGGCGCCAACAAAUGGAUUAUGUAAAAAGUAUGUUGAUGUGAAUGUCUUUCUGUUAAGGAAAAAUGCCUGUCAUAUUUAG
Angiostrongylus costaricensis is the source of this 573-nucleotide messenger RNA. The record is from the annotation of a GenBank genome assembly. NCBI's taxonomy places the organism in Eukaryota, Metazoa, Nematoda, Chromadorea, Rhabditida, Metastrongylidae.